This is a messenger RNA of Synchiropus splendidus (mandarinfish), 845 nucleotides long. It is a transcript of the gene gcshb, whose product is annotated as glycine cleavage system protein H (aminomethyl carrier), b. Gene Ontology annotation, cellular component: mitochondrion; glycine cleavage complex; cytoplasm. Gene Ontology annotation, biological process: glycine decarboxylation via glycine cleavage system; protein lipoylation. Bases 44 to 565 code for a protein of 173 amino acids. The transcript is spliced from 5 exons. The record is from RefSeq and is a predicted model, not a curated record. Lineage: Eukaryota; Metazoa; Chordata; Actinopteri; Syngnathiformes; Callionymidae.
GCGCACUGCCUCGCGGCUCCCACUCAGUAGUGACGGAGUGAAGAUGGCGAUGAGAGCAGCGCUGCGGUGCUUCACCUCGAACUUCCCCCACAGACUGCAGCUCUGCUCGGCGGCUCGGGCUCCGGUCUCUCGGCUGCUGUGGAGCAGCGACUCUCCGCGAGCACUCGGCACCUCGUCCUUCCUGUCAACAGCACUGAAGUUCACAGAUAAACACGAGUGGGUGCGAGUGGAGGGCGACGUGGCCACAGUGGGCGUCAGCAGCUACGCUCAGGAGGCGUUAGGUGAUGUGGUCUACUGUGAACUUCCAGACGUCGGUCGUCACCUCAGCCAAAUGGAGGAGUUUGGCUCCCUGGAGAGCGUGAAAGCCGCCAGUGAGCUGUACUCGCCCCUGACAGGCGAAGUGUGUGAAGCCAACACGGAGCUGGCUGACAACCCAGGGCUGGUGAACAAAGACUGCUACGGUGAAGGCUGGCUAAUCAAGAUGAAAGUGGAGAAGAGUGAGGAACUGGAUGCCCUCAUGGAUCAGGCGGCGUAUGAUAACUUCCUCAAGUCUCUCGAGGAGUAAAGGGCUCAAAACCUUAAGUCCAGAGAGCAGCAACAUCUACCGACACUCUCGCGCUCUGGUAUUUAUUCUGGGUCAGGAACUUUUGGUAUUAAAGGUGUGUUCAGAUUGUUUGGUGUGUUCAAAUUGGCAGGUAGCGUUUCCUACGUCACCAAACGUUGAAGGGCUCUUAAACAGGUGGUGGGUGCUUUACGCAGAUCAUCUUUUUGGUGCUUUAUUUUCCUGUAUUUCUCCUUUAUUUUCUUAAGGACUGAUAUGCGACUGUCGCGUUCAACCAAUAAAG